GUCCAUUUUGAAAAACGACGUAAAAGGAAAGUUGUCAAUAGCCAUUGCCAUCCAUAUUGAUAAUAUAUUUCCUAUGCCUGCCCGGUUAUAGAAGUUUGAUAUGGAACUCGAAAACAAAGUUCCCGUAUCAGACGACGAGGAAGAUUUGGAAGCUUUACGUUUAGCUGCUCUGCAGUCUCUUAAAAGAAAAGCUGCUGGAUCAAAUUGUUCACAACAAAUCAGCGAGCCUAAUACGUUUGCGCUGAACGAGUUUGGAUUUCGUGCUGGAAUUAGGUCUCAUAGGGGUUUCUCUAAUAAGCGGGGGAGGUAUUUUGGAGGCAGGGGUCUUAAAAAUGGUCAAUUUUUUAAUGCAAGGGUUAGAACCAGCAACCUAAUUUCCAUUACCCCUGUGAGUUCAGAAGAGGAUAAAGUCUCUGAAAAUGCUGAUGACACUAGCACAAAAUUGAUUCUUCCUCAGGAUAGAUACUGUAAUAAAAGUAAAUCUGAAGAAAAGCAAGAUGAAUCAUCAAGUAAAUUUGAUAGGUAUAAUGACUCGGAUGAAUCGGACGAAGAAUCAGAGGAAGAGCUUAGUUCGCAAUCUGAAGACCUUAGCCCAAGUAAAUUAGAGAGGUCAAAGAGUUUAGAGGCAUUAAUGAAAGAACUAGAUGAUGAAAUACAAGGUACAUUAAAAAGUGGUGAAAAAGAGGAUAAACCAAAAGUGAAAACAAAAAAUAAAAAAACGAAAGAAACUAUGAAAGAGGAUGUACAGAAUGAUGAAGCUGCAAAGAAAAAAACAGUGGAUACAGAAGUAAUUUCUGAAACAGAAAUCACUGAAGGAAAGAACGAAGUUGUUGAAUCCAAUGCAUUGAAUUCUGUGCCAAAUGAGAGUGGACCAAAGCCUAAAAGGAGAAGGUUGUCUCCAAUUGAAAAGAAAGAAUUUCAUUCUAGAAAUAUGCAAAGAAAUGUUCACAGUUACAGUAGACCACAAUAUUUGCCCAGUUUGCCUGUACCUUUUCCUUCUCUUGGUUCAAAUGUCCUUCCAAUAUUUAAUCCAAACUUGGCGCCUCCAAUAGUAAUGGUGCCACCAUCAAAUCCUCUAUUUUAUGAUAGACCUCUUUCACCAUUGUCAUUAAAUGCUGACACCUUACAAACACAAACGUUGGCUCCUUUGUCUCCAAGAAGUGCUGCUUUUGUAUUAGAAAACAGAGCCAUUAUUGAAAAGAGGAAAAGGUCCCCAAGGCGUUCAUAUUCCAGGAGCUUGUCGCCUAGAAGCAGAUCUAUGAGUCCGAGAUCACCUAGAAGGUCUCUAACGCCCAGAAGAAGAUCACGAUCACCCAAAAGAAGAACUUCACCUGCCAACCAGGCUCAGUUGCCUGCUCCCAGAGGGUUGAUUUCACCUAAGAGAAGACUUUUAUCUCCAAAGAGGAGGUCAUUGACUCCAAAAAGAAAAUCUCCAUCUCCACGAAGAAGGUCACUGUCACCCAGGCGAAGAUCCACAUCCCCAAAAAGAGGGAGUAGAAGAGAACUUAGAACGUCACCCAAACUUAAGCCACACAUUAAAGAACGUUUGGGUUUAAAAUCCCAACAAAAACCCGAAACAAAAGUAGACAAAGAAAAAAACUCUUCAAAUUCAUCUCCUAAAAAAGAGGAAAAACCAUUGGACCCUGUUCUGGAGGCCAGAAAACGUAAAUUUGAGUCGAAGGAACUCAGGGUAAAAGAAGGAGUUAUCAAGUUAAAACCCAAAGAGGAGACAAAGGUUGAACCACCUCUUGAAAAGGAAGAAACUAAAUUAUGUAAUGUUACUGAGAAUAAUCCCAAAGAUGAAGAAAAUGCUGAUGUCAAAGAAGAAAAGCUGGAUGACUUAGAAGAGUUUAAUGAGGAUUCACUUUUGGAAGAUUAUGAAUUAGAUUUAGAAGCUAAAGUACAUCUGUUUUCCGAUGAAGAGGAGUCAGGAAGUGAAAAUGAAGGAAGAUUUAAGGAGAAGGAACACAACAACAUCAAACCGCCCAUACUACCAUUCUCCAAGUUGCUUAAUGGAGUACAAAAGGAUGUACAGAAACCCUCACCAAAGUCAGAAAAACCUAAAAAAGAAAGUGUGAAAGAGAGUAAGGAAACUUCAACAUCUAAGAAGGAAAAUGAACCAAAGAAGAUGGGAAGCUCCAAACCAGUAUCAAAAAGAACCAGGAGCUCACCAUCACAGAAAAGUCAGAUUGUGUUGAAGUCAGAUAGGUACCCUCCAAAGAAAUUUGAUAGGAAGAUUGAGAUCAAAAUAAAAAACCCUUCAAAAUAUGAGAAAGGUGCAAAAUCUAAGCAGACCAAAGAAACGGACAUAAAGGUCAAGGAAAAAUCAUCAACCAAGUUAAUCACAAAAGAUGAUGAGUAUGAAAGUAUUGAAAGAGAGCCUGAAAAAGAUGUAGAGGUAGAAGAAGUAGCCAGCUGCAGUGAAGUUGACUUGAGAGCUCAGCUGAGUAAGAAAAGGGCGGAGAAAAUGAAUAAGGUAGUCGCUCCAGAGCAGGUGCCCAGCAGGCUAUUACAGAAUGCCUUGCAGAAUGCCCUUCAGAAAACGAGCAGAUCAAAAGGUCAAGAAUUUUCGAGUUCUGAUGGAAAGCUGCCUAUACAUCUGCGUUUGGGUCUUGCCGGCCACACCGACGUAUUUUCGAAGCCCAAACGCAAGUCGAGAAAGAGGAAGAGUCGCGAGGUCCCGGAGCAGGUGUAAUGAAACAGAGGAGUGCUCGAAAAAAUAGUCCAACCAAUAUCGGAGUAAAUACAGCAGGAAAUGUGCGAAAUAAAAAAUAAUAGACUUUUUCAAAGUGAUUUUCGUAUUAAUAGGUUCCAUUUGUACCAUAUAAA
Molecule: messenger RNA, 2829 nt
Organism: Cylas formicarius (sweet potato weevil)
Lineage: Eukaryota; Metazoa; Arthropoda; Insecta; Coleoptera; Brentidae
Product: serine/threonine-protein kinase PRP4 homolog
Exons: 7
Coding region: 101-2695 (864 amino acids)
Source: RefSeq, a predicted model, not a curated record